Molecule: messenger RNA, 521 nt
Organism: Hibiscus syriacus
Lineage: Eukaryota; Viridiplantae; Streptophyta; Magnoliopsida; Malvales; Malvaceae
Exons: 2
Coding region: 12-434 (140 amino acids)
Source: RefSeq, a predicted model, not a curated record
UGAAACAAAUUAUGGAGAUCAAACGUUCGUUUUCUCUCGUCCUUUGCUGCUCCCUCUUGGCAUCGGUCCUCUUCUUCUCAUACGGAACAAUCUCUCGUAAACUACUGGCGAUUCAAGAAGAUAACAACGGACAGAGUAAAGCGAGAGUAUGGGGAAGUCAUUCAAAUACAGCACCAUCUCAGGCAGGCCACAAUCCACCUCAGGCUUCGAACAACGGACAGAGUAAAGCGGGAUUAUGGGGACAUCAUUCAAAUACAGCACCAUCUCAGGCAGGCCACAAUCCACCUCAGGCUUCGAAUACCGGAACGGUAACCCAGAGAGCCUUAAAUCGGGGCAAGCCGGUGGCAAAUUGCGGGAGGGGUCGCCCUUAUGGUUCAUGUUUUCCUAGGGCCAAGUAUCCAGAAAGAAGUGAGUUUUACAACAGAGGACAUUAGAGUCGUAGCUGCAGCCGCAGAUUUAAUUCACGAGCGUUUAUUGGAAAUCUGAGUUCCUUCUCUAUUUACAGCAGCUACUGAGCCCAA